CCGCGGGUGGCGAGCGAGAGCAUCGAGCUGCCCGACAUCAACAGCGAAUACUCGGACUCAGAAGACGAGGACCGCCCCAAGCGCGACCUGCCGGACUGGGCGAAGAGCCCGGACAUCGCGGCAGCGCUACAGCAGCAGAGCACGAUCAACCCGGACGACAUCUUUGGGCAGAUCAGGCCGCUGCGCAUGGAGGAGAUCUUCCGGACGCGGCACAGCCGGUUCCGUGCGCGGACGAGCUCGGCGAACUGGACGGGUACGGACGAGCUCACGCAGGAGGAGGAGCGGGAGUACGCGCGGCGGAUGGGCUUCAGGUAG
This is a messenger RNA of Dichomitus squalens LYAD-421 SS1, 315 nucleotides long. RefSeq lists its product as uncharacterized. The transcript has a single exon. NCBI's taxonomy places the organism in Eukaryota, Fungi, Basidiomycota, Agaricomycetes, Polyporales, Polyporaceae. The annotation marks the transcript as partial. The record is from RefSeq and is a predicted model, not a curated record.